CGCUUGCAGAGUCAAGUUCUAUUUUCGUGUUUGAAACGCUUUGGCCGCUAAGUAAACGCAGUGUUCGGUAAAUAAUAGAACAGAAGAUAAUAAAAAAUAAAAAAAAAAAAACAUUGAAAAAAAAAAUAAUUUUGAACUUGAAUAAAAAAUUUGUGGAUUCAUCUUUGUUAUUAUUGUUGAGCUUAAAAUAUAAAAUAUGGCUCCUCCGGCAUUACUCAGCAAAGAGAUACCCGACAUCGAGAGCCUGAUGACCUUGAAUCCCCGUGUGAAGACCAAAUGCUCAGCUGUGCCCACUGUCGAGACGAAGGUCAAUAAGAAACAUUGGAAACGAAAUAAUGAUCGCAAUCCAACCGGUUGCUCCAAGCUACUCAAUAACUUCGAUGAUGUCAAACACACAACGCUCUCGGAACGCGGCGCUUUGAAGGAGGCCGCGCGUUGUUUAAAGUGCGCCGACGCGCCAUGCCAGAAGUCUUGUCCUACACAAUUGGAUAUUAAGAGCUUCAUCACCAGCAUAGCCAAUAAAAAUUAUUACGGUGCGGCAAAAGCUAUUUUCUCCGACAAUCCUUUGGGUCUUACUUGCGGCAUGGUGUGCCCUACUAGUGAUCUCUGUGUUGGCGGUUGUAAUUUACAGGCCUCGGAAGAGGGACCCAUAAAUAUUGGCGGCUUGCAGCAGUUUGCUACGGAGAUUUUCAAAGAGAUGGGCGUGCGUCAAAUAGUGCCACCAAAUAUCAAGCCUCUACCACAGCCAAAUAAGAAAAUCGCUUUACUCGGCGGUGGACCGGCCUCCCUGUCAUGUGCCACCUUUCUGGCGCGCUUGGGUUAUAAGGAUGUAACGAUUUACGAGAAACGCGCGUAUUUGGGCGGUCUAAGUUCGUCGGAGAUACCGCAAUACCGCUUGCCUGUGGAAGUUGUUAAUUUCGAAAUUCGUUUGGUGCAGGACUUGGGCGUUAAAUUCGAGCUAAAUCGCAGUUUGUCCACUAAUGACUUGACCGUUAAUGACUUACUAUCAACUGGUCAUGAUGCCGUCUUCUUGGGCAUCGGUUUACCAGAACCAAAUAUUGAUCCUGUGUUCGGCGGCCUCGAUGAGUCUAUGGGAUUUUAUACCUCAAAAAACUUCUUACCCAGCGUAUCGGCAGGCUCGAAACCUGGUUUAUGCGCAUGUAAGGCUAAUCAAGCUUUACCACAAUUAUCGGGCAAUGUCAUCGUGCUGGGAGCUGGCGAUACCGCAUUCGAUUGUGCGACCUCCGCCUGGCGUUGUGGCGCUAAGCGUGUCUUUGUCAUUUUCCGUCGUGGCACCACCGGCAUGCGCGCCGUACCCGAAGAGGUGGAAUUGGCACGCGAAGAAUGGUGUGAGUUCUUGCCAUUUUUGGCACCCAGCAAGGUGGUUGUUAAGGAAAAGAAGAUACGCGCUAUGGAGUUCUAUCGCACAGAGUUGGAUGAUAACGGCAAACUUAUCGUAGACACAGAGCAGCCCACAACACUCAAAGCUGAUUACAUUAUCUCAGCUUUCGGCUCCGGUUUGAAUGACCCAGAAAUUAUUGAUGCCCUCAAACCAGUUGAAUUGGAUCAAUGGCAUCUACCCAAAGUCGAUCCAAAGACACUUCAAACCAGCGUGCCACAGGUGUUCUGCGGCGGGGAUUUGGGCGGUCAAGCCAAUACUACUGUUGAGUCGGUGAACGAUGGUAAAAUUGCCGCAUGGAGUAUACACUGCCAGUUGCAAGGACUGCCCCUCGAAACGGCUGCCGACUUGCCACUUUUCUACACUGAUAUAGAUCACGUGGACUUAUCCGUUGAGUUGGUCUACGAACGCACUAACAAGGCGACAGGUGAAAAAGAAAAGCAUACACUCAAGUUCCCUAAUCCAUACGGCUUAGCAUCAGCACCGCCAACCACAAGCGCGGCUAUGUGUCGACGCGCGUUCGAGCAAGGUUGGGGCUUUGUGGUGACAAAAACCUUUGGACUCGAUAAAGAUCUGGUCACCAAUGUCUCACCACGCAUAGUACGUGGCACUACCUCCGGCUACAAUUAUGGACCACAGCAAGGUGCUUUCCUCAAUAUUGAGUUGAUCUCGGAGAAACGUGCCGAGUAUUGGUAUCGCUCAAUACGUGAGCUGAAACAGGACUUUCCCGAACAAAUUGUCAUUGCGAGUAUAAUGUGCGCUGCUAUCGAGGAAGAUUGGAAAGAAAUGGCUACCAAAGCAGAGGAAUGUGGCUCGGAUGCACUUGAGCUGAAUCUGUCUUGUCCACAUGGUAUGGGCGAGUCCGGCAUGGGUUUGGCGUGUGGUCAAAUUCCCGACUUGGUGGAGAAAAUUUCAAAAUGGGUCAGUGAAACUGUAAACAUACCCGUCUUCAUUAAGCUGACGCCCAACAUAACAGACAUUGUGAGCAUUGCUGAAGCGGCGCAACGUGGUGGUGCCGCGGGCGUAUCAGCCAUCAACACCGUACAAGGCUUGAUGAGCCUGAAAGCGGAUGCUACGCCUUGGCCCGCGAUUGGUAUCGAGAAACGUACCACAUACGGUGGUGUAUCCGGUAAUGCGACACGUCCUAUGGCACUGAAGGCGAUUUCAUCCAUCGCCAACAAACUGCCCGGAUUUCCCAUACUCGGUAUUGGCGGCAUAGACUCUGGCGAGGUGGCACUACAGUUUCUGCAAGCUGGUGCUACAGUCCUGCAAGUGUGCUCUGCCGUACAAAAUCAGGACUUCACGCUGAUUGAAGAUUAUACGACUAGUUUGAAGGCGCUGCUUUAUUUGCGAGCUAAUCCACCGCCAAAUAGUGGGCUCUCGUGGGACGGCCAGUCACCACCAACGCCUAAACAUCAAAAGGGUAAACCGGUGGUGCACUUGGCUGGCGCAGAUAACAAGACUUUGGGCUUCUUUGGUCCAUACAAGAAAGAACGUGAGGAAAAACUCUAUGAGGAGCGUGUAAAAAAUGGUCCCCUAUGGAAGGUGAAGUCGGAUAAUGAUGUGUCUCCUACACAUGACACGCCGAAGCCGGCGUUUAGAGUAAAUGAUGUAAUAGGACGUGCUUUGGACCGUAUUGGCGCUUACAAGAAGUUGGACAACAAGCAACAGAAAGUCGCUUUAAUCGAUGACGAUAUGUGCAUCAACUGUGGCAAAUGUUAUAUGACUUGCAAUGACUCCGGCUAUCAGGCCAUAGAAUUCGAUGCAGAGACUCACAUACCACAUAUCACGGAUGAUUGCACCGGCUGUACGCUGUGCGUGUCCGUCUGUCCCAUCAUCGAUUGCAUUACCAUGGUGCCAAAGCAGAUUCCACACAUUGUCAAGCGCGGUUGGGGCGAGAACACGCCGGUCUUUGUGCACGCACUGAGUCCAAUGCAGUAGACUUUUGGCUUCUUAUUCCAAGAUAGCAUUUAAAAACCGUUCAAUUAUCGUUAAUUUACUGAAUAAGUUUUAAUCAAUUAGUAAUUUUGUUAUGCAAUCAACAUUGUAUCCACCGUAAUAAUACAAAUAAAAUAAUAUUUUUUUUUA
This is a messenger RNA of Ceratitis capitata (Mediterranean fruit fly), 3487 nucleotides long. It is a transcript of the gene su(r), whose product is annotated as dihydropyrimidine dehydrogenase [NADP(+)]. Gene Ontology annotation, molecular function: dihydropyrimidine dehydrogenase (NADP+) activity; uracil binding; iron-sulfur cluster binding. Gene Ontology annotation, biological process: 'de novo' pyrimidine nucleobase biosynthetic process; thymine catabolic process; uracil catabolic process. The transcript has 9 exons. Lineage: Eukaryota; Metazoa; Arthropoda; Insecta; Diptera; Tephritidae. The record is from RefSeq and is a predicted model, not a curated record. Gene Ontology annotation, cellular component: cytoplasm; cytosol. Bases 197 to 3340 code for a protein of 1047 amino acids.